AUGUUCGGCUUCAUCCAGGUCAGGGACCGGGAUUCCUCUUCUACACACGCAAGCCUGUCCGCGACAGGUAUCAGCAUCUUUAACCACCAAGAGUCCGACGCCGACGCCAUGCGCAAGGGAAACCGCCCUCCGCCGCUGAACCUCAGCAUCGUGACCCGACCGAGGUCGCUGCCCCGGGUAUCCAGGACACCCGUGCUUCUGGCAAAGGAGCUGACGCCCCUGCUGACUCCCCUUCCCGAGGAAGAGGUCGAGGAGGACCCGCAGGGCCCGGUGGUUCGCGCCGUGAGGAUAUCAGUCGACUUCCUGCAGAUUGUUUCAUGCAUGCUGGUGAUGGUGAUGCUGGCCAUCUUCCUGGCAUCGUACCCGGGGGCUGCAUCGUCGAGUUAUGGAAUCAGAGCCUCGAUACUCAUGGCAGCAUUAGCCUGCGAUGUCGGCCUCGGCAUCUGGUCUAUCCGCUUCUACGAUCGGCCGUGGUCCGGCCUCGCUGUGGUGCUCCGGAUGCUCACCGCGGCGGUGCUCGUCGGGAGCUUAGUGGGCUUUCUCGCAGCGGGAAGAGUGUUUCCGGCAGACUACACGUACUGGAACCUGGCAUCCUCGCAAUCCGGCGGGCCGGUGUUGGGUCUUGUCUCUGCAAUUCUGGGCUGGGACCUGGUCCAUGUUCUGCUGUCUCACCGGAUCGUCGGUUGUUGGCUGUGGAUGCAGUGCUGGUGGCAGCGGCUGCGGAUGCGGCGGCGGUGUAUGACAGCUGGAGCUCGGGGACGGGCGAGGAAGAUGGUCGGCGGGCCCUGGUGGUCCGCCUCACGAUCCCGACGAACGGCAGCCGAGUCGAAACGAGGCUGGAGCUGCUCGUUGUGA
Molecule: messenger RNA, 855 nt
Organism: Fusarium keratoplasticum
Lineage: Eukaryota; Fungi; Ascomycota; Sordariomycetes; Hypocreales; Nectriaceae
Exons: 3
Coding region: 1-855 (284 amino acids)
Source: RefSeq, a predicted model, not a curated record